AUGUCGGGAUUGAAUAUCAACCAUCAAAUGGAUCUUAACUAUGACGAUGAUUUCGCACCAUCACCCCCUCUCCCUGAAGGACAACGACCACAAGUAGCAGCAGCAGUACCACCACCACCAUCACAAGCAGCAGCAGUAGCAGCACCACCACCACUACCACCACAAGUAGCAGCAGCACCACCACCACCACUACCACAAGUAGCACCACCACUACCACCACCACUACCACAAGUAGCAUCACCACCACUACAAGUAGCAGCAGCACCACCACCACCACUACCACAAGUAGCACCACCACUACCGCCUGAGAGGCAGCAGCCAGAGCGUCAACCUCUACAGCAGCAGCCACCGCUUGGAGGGCAGCAGCCGGAUCCCCAUCCCCAGCAGCGACAACUACAGCCACAGCCUCGAGGCCCACUUCAAGCGAAUGAAAUUCCUCGGCUCAUCCAUUUGUUGGAGAGGCCGGUAGAUCAAAAUGAUCAUGGAGAAAAUCAGCGAGGCAAUCAAAGAGGUAGAAGAGUGAAUCAGAGACGUGGAGGAGGGAAUCAUGAAGGAAUGGUGGGGAAUCAGAGAGGUAGGGGAGUGAAUGCCGGUGGACGAGGAAGGGAUGGCGGUCAUCGAGGAGGGUAUCUAGGACGUGCAGACGUGAAUGUGCGAGGAAGGAGAGGGAAUGGAGGAGGUGGAGGAUGGAAUCAAGGUGGUGGCAAUCGGAGAGGCAGACGAGAUGAUGGGAGAGGAAGAGCUGGACAUUAUCUCGAACGUCGCAAUGCUAAAUAUUGGAGAAGUAAAUAUCUUCAGAUGAAGAACAAUCCACCUCGAGAAGGAAGCGGUGUUGGUCCAAGCUUCCAUUAUUAUGUGAACAAUAACUGA
Messenger RNA from Diachasma alloeum, 870 nucleotides. RefSeq names its product formin-like protein 14. NCBI's taxonomy places the organism in Eukaryota, Metazoa, Arthropoda, Insecta, Hymenoptera, Braconidae. The transcript is spliced from 3 exons. The record is from RefSeq and is a predicted model, not a curated record. Bases 1 to 870 code for a protein of 289 amino acids.